Molecule: messenger RNA, 1830 nt
Organism: Puntigrus tetrazona (Sumatra barb)
Lineage: Eukaryota; Metazoa; Chordata; Actinopteri; Cypriniformes; Cyprinidae
Gene: ppp1r27a
Product: protein phosphatase 1, regulatory subunit 27a
Exons: 3
Coding region: 333-1022 (229 amino acids)
Molecular function (GO): phosphatase binding
Source: RefSeq, a predicted model, not a curated record
CUUCACUCCCAGAAGAGCAGACUGUGCGGCCGUUGCAAAUAAAGUUGAUGAAACAAGUGGUGUUGAGAGAGACAAGCUAACCAAACCUGACAAGAAAACAAAUCCCUGCCCCAAUAAGGAACAGAUGUUUCUGGAAAAGUGACAUAAUUUCGGAUUUGAAGCGGAUUGUAAAAACUGAAGACUGUGUGAACCCAAAGCGAAAGGUUCAAGAUCCCCCCCCCCAAAACAGGAUUUUACUCUUGCGUGGAGCUUGACUCGAGUUUCAGAGUGUCUUUUGUCCUCCUCUUGAGCCUAGAGCCGAGGGGGGAGGCAAAGCCGUGGCGUCUGCGGGAAUGAAGUACAGCUACCAGUACCCGGUGUCACAGUACACGCGCUCCAGCACGCACUACACCUCCACUCAUUACACACCGUCACACUACUCCAGCAGCUCGUACUCGCCCGGAUACUACAGCUCCUCAAAGUACAGCGCUGCUGCACUCCACACGCCAUCGUACCACACUCCACCCGCUUACACACCCGCCUACAAGCCCACAUCCACUUACACCCCCAUCUACAGCAAGGCGUCCCGGCAGAGCAGCUCAGCCCGGGCAAGCGUACAGCUUACUCCCACUGUAGCCCUCAAACCCGCCCGGGCCGUGCGCUUCACGAACGAUGUCGUAUUCCAGGAUUUGGUCCGGCACAGCGAGCUGGAACAGAUUGGGCGGUUUAUGAGGGCGAGGAAAGUGCGUCUGGACACCAUCUUCCCUUCUGGAAUGGCAGCGCUCCAUGAAGCCGUGCUCUCGGGAAACCUGGAGUGUGUGAAGCUCCUGAUAAAGUACGGAGCCGACGUUCACCAGAGGGACGAGAACGGCUGGACACCACUGCAUAUGGCGUGCAGCGACGGUUAUCCUGAGAUCGCGCGGUACCUUCUCUCUCUGGGUGCCAGUGUGGAAGCAGAGAAUGAAAAUGGGGAGAAACCAGCAGACCUCAUCGACCCGGACUGCGAAGAACUGCUCAAGCUCUUCGAGACCGGCUGCGUUUGAGCGCUGACCCGCGGAAGAGCUAGCGUAAAAAAAACCCCAAGCUUUCAAAAAACAUUCAGAUCGCUCUCCUGAGCUUCUCAUUUUGUGUGGUUCUCUUGAAUAUUCUUUUUUUUUUAUUAUUUUGGUUUUUAGCUAGACACAACAUUAUAAUACAGUACAGAGGGACGUAUCCGUUUGCUUUUGAAGCCGUUUAAGUAUUUCUAAGUGAAACAGUAUUAAGUGAGGAAAAUCAUCCCUCAUCCGUUUGGAAUAGAGCCUGGAUUAUGAAGAGCGGGUGUAUAUGCAGUCAGAUGGUUUAAGGAAGGUUUUCCAAAGUCGAAAAGUUUAGGGGGAGCAAGUUAUUGAACUUUAAUUUAAAAAAAAAAACAACAACAAGAGCAGGAAUGCUUACGUUAAACCGUCUUUUUCUUCAGCGCCAUACAUUCGCACAUCUCUCAAUGUUUACAGACAGAUCUUUUCUGUACGCCAUCUGUCUACGAUUGUUGUUGUUAAUCCUACUUUGUACCGGGGGGGGUCCCUUCGAAGUGCUCUUGUCUUUUACGUGACAAGGGAUACAGUUGUGUUCAUGAAAAGAGAUGCUCGCUGAGAGGUGACGUCUGUCUGCUGGGCAGCAGGAGAGCACAGAACCACCGCCUGCGUCACACACACACACACACACACACACACACUUAUGAAGAAACACCGAGGCUCUGUGCGUUACUGUUACGGGUGAGGGCACUCAUGACAUUUUGAAUGUCUCUUGUCAAAGUCUUAUCGCUAUCUUAUUUUUUACAAUGUUUUCUUAAAUAAAAUGUUGCUUUUAUAUAAA